CGUUUUUAUUUUCUACCAAUUCUGUUCCAGAUGAAGAUAACCAAAUUCUUCCAGAAGGAAUGGAAAGACUUUGUAAAUCAAUAAAAGUUGAACCUGGGGAUGUUGUUAUGCUUGUAUUGGCGCACCAACUUAAUGCAAAGAAAAUGGGUUUCUUCACGCUUGAGGAAUGGAGCAGGGGAAUGCAGAAAAUACAGUGUGAUUCCAGUGCUAAACUUGAAAGAAAAUUGGAAGUUUUGCGCGAAAGUUUAAAUGAUCCAGUUCAGUUAAAAUCUGUUUUCAGAUAUGCUUUCGAUUUUGCAAAAGAACCUGGCCAAAGAACCAUGGAGCUUGACACUGCUAACAUUAUGCUUGAAUUACUUUUAAGUGAAAGGUGGACGCUUUUUUCAAAAUUUCAACAAUUUCUAAAACAAACCAAGUCCUGUCGAGUUUUAAAUCGAGACCAAUGGAACAAUGUUCUUGAGUUUAGUCGAUCUAUUCUUCCCGAUCUUUCAAAUUAUGAUUUUGAUGGAGCAUGGCCGGUUCUAAUUGACGAUUUUGUUGAGUUUGUCAAAGGUGACUCAACAUGUUAGUUCCUUCUACCUAAUUUUUUCCUUCUUUUUAUCAACCUUCCCUGUACAAUGUAAGCACUGACAGUGUAUUGGUGCGAGUGAAAUGUAGAAUAAAAGGCAUUGUACUGUGUUAAUUCUACUGCUAAUAUUCUUAAUAGAUCCAAUCUAUUUUACCCGUUUAAAUACACAAAUUCUAAUGCUGGCAACGUGUGGCUUGCAUAUUUGUUUGUUUGUUUCUUAUAUUUUAAGCGAUAAUACAAGACCAGGCUGGAA
Ciona intestinalis (vase tunicate) is the source of this 821-nucleotide messenger RNA. The record is from RefSeq and is a predicted model, not a curated record. NCBI's taxonomy places the organism in Eukaryota, Metazoa, Chordata, Ascidiacea, Phlebobranchia, Cionidae.